UAUUAAUACACUCUCAGUAAAAAUACUGGUAGCCGAAAAACCCUAAAGCAAGAUAUGGGUUCUGAAGUUGAGCAAAAGCUUCCUGUCCUAGAUUUCUCCAAGGAAGCUCUGAAGCCAGGGACCAACUCAUGGCUCUUGGCAUGCAAAGAUGUUCAACGAGCACUUGAAGAGUUUGGAUGUUUUGUAGUGUUGUAUGACAAAAUCUCUGAUGAAUUUCGCAAUGCUUUUGUUGGUUCCCUUGAAGAACUAUUUGAUCUCCCUACCGAGACCAAAAUGACAAACAAAUAUGAAAAGCCCUUAAAUGGCUAUGUGGGACAAAUUCCCAAACUCCCUCUCCAUGAAAGCUUGGGCAUCGACUGUGCAACCAAUUUUGAGGAGACUAAAAAAUUCACAAAGCUCAUGUGGCCUGCUGGAAAUGAUAAAUUCUGUGAAAGGGCAUAUGCGUUUGCAAAAGUGGCGGAGGAGUUGGAUCAAAUGGUGGCUAGAAUGAUAUUUGAGAGCUAUGGUGUGGAGAAGUAUUAUGACUCGUAUGUUGGAUCGAUCUCUUACCUUCUUCGGAUCUUGCAAAAUAGAUCACCCAAAGAAAAUGAGCACAAUCUUGGCUUCGUUGCUCAUACUGACAAGAGCUUCACAACCGUACUUUAUCAGAAUAAUCAAGUCAAUGCUCUGGAGGUUGAAACAAGGAACCACGAAUGGAUUAAAGUUGAGUUUCCACCUUCAUCCUUCAUAGUCAUGGCGGGUGAUGCCCUAAUGGCAUGGAGCAAUGACAGGAUAUUAUCUCCUAAUCAUCGAGUUAUUAUGAGUGGGAAUGAAACAAGAUACUCGUUGGCGCAGUUUGCAUUUAGCGAUGGCGAGAUACAUGUACCCGAAGAGCUUGGCGAUGAAGAACGCCCAUUACGCUACAAGUCAUUUGAUCAUCCUGGACUACUACGUUUCUUUCGCUCUCAAGAUCGUUAUAUUUCAAACAGUGCUAUAAAAGCCUACUGUGGUGUUUGAACUAAACCUUGCAGCUAAGAAGUAUAUUGCUAGCUGUGGGUAUAUUGUGUGUUCAUCUCAAGUCUUGGUUUGUUUUUUUUUUUUCUUAUGGAUAUGAAAAUUAAUAAAUUUGUAUUUCCUAAGAGCAAGCUAAUUA
Malus domestica (apple) is the source of this 1132-nucleotide messenger RNA. Its product is annotated as probable 2-oxoglutarate-dependent dioxygenase AOP1. Gene Ontology annotation, molecular function: 2-oxoglutarate-dependent dioxygenase activity. NCBI's taxonomy places the organism in Eukaryota, Viridiplantae, Streptophyta, Magnoliopsida, Rosales, Rosaceae. The record is from RefSeq and is a predicted model, not a curated record.